Molecule: messenger RNA, 1710 nt
Organism: Gasterosteus aculeatus aculeatus (three-spined stickleback)
Lineage: Eukaryota; Metazoa; Chordata; Actinopteri; Perciformes; Gasterosteidae
Source: RefSeq, a predicted model, not a curated record
AUGGAGUUUUCACUGGAUGAGUUUGUGGCUGGUCCAUCUUUUGCUAAAAUAGAAAAAUGUAAGAAAAAGGACCUGUUGAUGGUGGCAAAUUGUUAUAAUGUGCAGGUGCCCUACAGUGCCAAUAAGGCGGAGAUCAAACGGUUGCUGUGUGCAGAGUUGGUGGAGCAGGGCGUCAUACCUGAACCAGCUACUGAUGUUGCUGUUGCGGGCGGCGCGGCGGGUGACGCACCGAUGGCAGACGUGAAAGCGGCAGGGGCUGCUGGCAUGCUCGCUACGGGUGUAGGACUUGAGCCGGUCAUAGAUCCUGUCAUGGGUAACAUGACCAAAGAGGAUCUCCGCAUAGCCCUCCAAAUAAAGGAGGUAGAGACCAAAAACAGACAGCUAGAGGUGCAAGCAAUGCAUCUGCGCAUCAGGGCUCUCGAACUGAAAAAGGGAGCCCCGGUUACCAUUUAUCUUUUAUUUCUUGGCAUAAUAAAGUUUUAUUUUCCUCUCUACCCCCUCUUCUGUGCUCCUUAUCAGAUCUUUUCCUCGGCGGUCUUCGAGCUGAAGAUCAACUCCUUCACCAGCGCGCGCAGCGUCUGUCAGUUCCAGACCCAGGACUGCCAGAUCUUUUUCCGCGUGUGCCUCAAGCACUCGCAGGACUCGCAGGACGAUACCAAACCGGAGCCGCCCUGCACGUACGGAAUCGCGUUCACGGAGAUCUUCGGCGCGGACCCCAAAUCCAUAUCCGCGAGCGCGCCCGUCAAGGUGGACAUCAGCUUCAAGUGGCCGGAGACUUUCGCGCUGAUCAUUGAAGCUUGGAACGCGGAGUCUUCAGGUCUGGACUCUACAGAAAACCAGAAUAACCUCAUCAGUCGGCUGGCGACCCGCCACAGACUAAGAGUUGGGGAAGACUGGUCCCAGGGCGUGCAGUUUGGCAACCAGAGCGAGCUUAACUACUCAUACCACUUAGUGUGUAAUGAGUACUACCACGGCAACGCCUGCUCGUCCUACUGCCGGCCCCGCAACGACACCUUCGGCCACUACACCUGCGACGACGACGGAGGCCGCCGCUGCUUGGGGGGCUGGACGGGCGUGUACUGCUCUCACCCCAUCUGUGCUGCAGGUUGCAGCAAGGAUCACGGCUUGUGCGAGUCUCCCGGGGAGUGUGUGUGUCGGCAGGGCUGGCAGGGCGAGCGCUGCGACGAGUGCGCCCGACACCCCGGCUGCAUCCACGGGACCUGCCUGCAGCCGUGGCAGUGCAACUGUCGGGAGGGAUGGGGAGGACUGUACUGUGACCAAGACCUGAAUUACUGCACCAACCACAAGCCGUGCAAGAACGAUGCCUCGUGCACCAACACCGGCCAGGGCAGCUACACCUGCACCUGCAGGCCCGGGUUCACCAGCAAGAACUGUGAAAUUGAGACCAACGAGUGUGACAGCAACCCCUGCAAGAAUGGCGGCAGCUGCAAAGACUUGGAGAAUGAUUAUUCGUGCGAAUGCCCUCAAGGCUUCUAUGGGAAGAACUGCGAGAUCAGCGCCAUGACCUGCGCAGACGGGCCGUGUUUUAAUGGAGGCACCUGCACGGAGAGCGUGGUCGGUGGGUACAGUUGUCGCUGCCCGUCUGGGUAUACAGGCUCCAACUGCGAGAAGAGGAUCGAUAAAUGCAGCAGCAACCCCUGCGCCAACGGUAUGAACCUUUACUGUACAGUUAUGCCUAUCCCUUUAUGA